Molecule: messenger RNA, 366 nt
Organism: Fraxinus pennsylvanica
Lineage: Eukaryota; Viridiplantae; Streptophyta; Magnoliopsida; Lamiales; Oleaceae
Source: the annotation of a GenBank genome assembly
AUGGAAAAAGGGGGCUCUCUGUCUAGUUGGGAAAUUUUCUUGCGAGAAUUGCGAAAGAGGUUUAGGGCGUCGAUCUAUGAUGAUCCACUCGGCAGAAUCACCAAACUUACACAGAUAGGGAAAGUAUAUCAGUACCGGGCUGAAUUCGAAUGGCUCAUGACUCGAAUUACCUGUGUAUCCGAAUCCAUGUUUCUCAAUUUUUUUGUUUGGGGUUUGAAGCUGGAAAUUCGAAGGGAAAUAUUGAUGGCUCACCCACAGGAUUUAGCUGAUGCUAUGGCAAGGGCCCAGCUAUUUGAGGACCGAAAUGAAGAUUUAAUGGGGGCAUCAGAGGGGCGAUGGUUACCGGACUUUGGCACCUCAAAAUAA